Messenger RNA from Hemicordylus capensis (graceful crag lizard), 2489 nucleotides. Its product is annotated as phosphate carrier protein, mitochondrial-like. Gene Ontology annotation, biological process: mitochondrial phosphate ion transmembrane transport. NCBI's taxonomy places the organism in Eukaryota, Metazoa, Chordata, Lepidosauria, Squamata, Cordylidae. The transcript has a single exon. Gene Ontology annotation, cellular component: mitochondrial inner membrane. Gene Ontology annotation, molecular function: phosphate transmembrane transporter activity. The record is from RefSeq and is a predicted model, not a curated record. The coding region runs from base 76 to 1443 and encodes 455 amino acids.
UAGUCUCUAUGGUUAGGAGAACCCUGGAGUUACUGGCAGUUAGGAAAGCAGCAACAGCUCCAGACAGGCUUUAAUAUGCCUUCUCCUCCUGCAGACCUGGAAAAGUGCAUUUAUUGGAAGAAGGAGACUAGGAGCAUCAGGUUCUCCUCCUCUCAGCACAUACCCUGGCUGUGGGCAGCAUCUGCCUUCUCUUCCUCAAACUUUAAAAGAUGUGUCAUGGACAGCAAAUCCCUCAGCAGCCAGCAGAAUGUGGAAAUGGAGGCCUCCAAGCGUAGCAUAUACCCACACCCCAAGUUCUGGUCCCGGCUUUGGAGAGUGGUUUUCCCUGCUUCUUGGAGCUCAGAGGAGAACAACAGUGAUAGCCAAACUGGCCCUCUUCUGUGCAAGGCCUCGAGUAACAACAGGGAAAUGGAUGCAGACUCUUACAGGAGCAACCAUCCAGCCUUUCUGCACAAAGAUCGGCGCUCCCUAUCAGCAGCUGCUCUACUUGAUGGGAAGAAAAAGCCCGUAGAGGAGGAAUAUAGCUGUGAGUUCGGGUCACUGACAUAUCUGAUACUGUGCUCAUUGGGCGGUGUUUUGAGUUGUGGCCUGACCCACACAGCUGUAGUGCCACUGGAUGUGGUAAAGUGCCGUAUGCAGGUGGAACCUCAGCGCUACCGGGGGCUUGUACAAGGCCUUACUCUCACCGUACAAGAGGAAGGGGUACGUGGUCUGGUGAAGGGAUGGGCACCAACAGCCAUAGGCUACUCUAUGCAAGGCCUUGGCAAGUUUGGCCUCUAUGAGUACUUCAAGAUACAUUAUUCUGAAUUGUUGGGUCCUGAAUAUGCUUACUUGUGGCGGACCAGCCUUUACCUUGCUGCUUCAGCCAGUGCUGAGUUCUUUGCUGACAUGGCUUUGUCCCCAAUGGAAGCAGUCAAGGUACGAAUUCAGACCCAGCAAGGCUAUGCUAAUACACUGAGGGAGGCAGCUCCCAAGAUGUACAUUGAAGAGGGGCUAUGGGCUUUCUACAAAGGAGUGACUCCACUAUGGAUGCGCCAGAUCCCUUACACCAUGAUGAAGUUUGCCUGCUUUGAACGAACUGUAGAGGCUCUCUAUGCAUAUGUUGUACCCAAGCCACGUAAUGAGUGCACCAAGUUGGAGCAACUUGGAGUCACAUUUGUUGGUGGCUAUAUUGCCGGCAUCUUUUGUGCUAUAGUCUCACACCCAGCUGACUCCGUGGUGUCUGUGCUCAACAAAGAAAAGGGUAGCACUGCCAUAGAGGUCCUAAAAAAACUGGGCAUUUAUGGUAUGUGGAAAGGCCUCACCACCCGCAUCAUUAUGAUUGGUACUCUCACCGCCUUACAGUGGUUCAUCUAUGACUCAGUUAAGGUUUAUCUCAGGAUGCCUCGGCCCCCACCACCAGAGAUGCCUGAAUCUUUGAAGAAGAAAAACCGUGUUAAUUAAUAGACCCACAUUAUGAGAUUUAACACUCCUUUGUUUUAAGGACUUCCUGCUUCUAUAAGAAUUUCUAGUCCACCUCUCAUGUGGUUAUCAGUCGAAAAUGGACAUUCAUUACAACCUGGCUCUAAUCCAAAACUAAGCUACACAGUGCUCCUACAAUCUUUUGUUCGGUGUGCUAAUAAACAUAGCUACUAAAUGCAACAUCAAUGCAUAUAAUUUAGCAGAAUAACAUUUUGCAAUUUUAUUUUGCUAUAAAUUGUGCUCAAAAUGUGAGGCGCAAGAUGUGGUUUAUAGUUUUUACAGCAUGUUAAAUAUUUGAAGGUUAACCAGUUAAUAGCAACUGCUAGUUUAGUUGCUGGUUGUAAUGAUGUUCUGAUGCUUUGAAGAUUAUUGUCAGUUAACCAAGUUGUUGGUACUCAGUCUUGGAUGGUGUCCUGAUUCUGAUAUAGUAAAUUGCACAAUCCCAUUGCAUGAGCUAAAUCUAAUUUUAUAUAGGAAGUAACUAUCAAUCCAUAUGCUCCAUGAAGUAGAACUCUUAAGGUCAAGUGUAUAUUGGAGUAUAUUGGUAGCAAUCCACAGAGCCCAUUUAUAUACUAUCAAGGGAUUGUGUGCUUGUAGCAGGACAGUUUUCUUUUAUUUUUGCAGGCUCCUGUCUUCACUGCCGGCCUCACUGAAAAUGCAGUAUUGAAAUUAGUUUCAAAAAUGGCAGACUCACUGUGCAUGCAAGUGUGGCACAUGGACAUUUUAGGAUAUGUUUAUUGGUCAACCUUCAUCUCUUUAUAAAGAUGUAGUAGCCCCUAAUUUGGGGAAGGUCUGUCUUUUAUUUAAUAAGCAUCUUACAAAUUUUUAUCAUCAUACUCAUCAUAUUGAUAAAGGUACAUAGUAAGAAGGGAACCCUGUGUCUGGAAUUUAGCUCAGCAUCUGAAUUUGUUUGUUUCUUUGACAUAUAUGUUGUGCCUUCCCUGACGUGUAUAGUUUGUUUUCCUACAAUUGCAUUUAGAUGUCUAUUGUUACCAUAGCAAAUAAAGUUAUUGUGGUUACUGUAGAAA